Panicum hallii is the source of this 566-nucleotide messenger RNA. Its product is annotated as basic leucine zipper 1-like. The coding region runs from base 51 to 566 and encodes 171 amino acids. NCBI's taxonomy places the organism in Eukaryota, Viridiplantae, Streptophyta, Magnoliopsida, Poales, Poaceae. Gene Ontology annotation, cellular component: nucleus. Gene Ontology annotation, biological process: positive regulation of DNA-templated transcription. The record is from RefSeq and is a predicted model, not a curated record. Gene Ontology annotation, molecular function: transcription cis-regulatory region binding; DNA-binding transcription factor activity. The transcript has a single exon.
UCUUCCUCCCCAGAUUAGCACACCGUACAGUUACCAUAAUCCUUCCCCUCAUGGCCUUCUCAGAUUAUUGUUGCAGCAUCGACACGGAUGGCUUCUGGGCGACGUCGCCGCCGCAGCUCGGGUUCGGGUCCGAGCCCGCAGCGAGCCCAUUAUUCCCUACCGAAACCCCGGCGCCGUCCUCGCCCGAGGUGGAGGCCGGCGACGCCGCCGCGGCGGGGUGCGCCGACGAGCGGCGGCUCCGGCGGAGGAUCUCGAACCGGGAUUCCGCGCGGCGGUCCCGCGCGCGGAAGCAGCGCCGCCUCGACGAGCUCCGGGCCAGCGCGGCGGCCCUGGGGCGCAGGCGGCGCGAGCUCGCGGCGCGCGCGCAGGCCGCGCGCGGCCGCCUGGCCCUCGCCCGGCUCGCCAACGCCGGGCUGCGCGCCGAGGCCGACGCGCUGUCGCGCCGGCUCGCGGCCGCCCGCCGCGCGCUCGCGCUCGGCCGGCUGUACCACGCCGCAACCGCCGGAGGCAGCGGCAGCCUCGGGUUCGUGGACAUCGAGCAGACGAUCGCCUCGCUGAUCGCGUGA